UUCGAUAAAGAAGCCUGUCAGUUCGAAAUACAAAACUAUAACACAUGCAAAAGUUUUUGGGUGAGUCUACAUAAGAUGUUAUAGAAUAAUGCAUUCUGUUAAGGCUUAUAGAAGGAAAAAAGGCAUACACCCUAAUUUACCUCCGAUAGAGGAAAGAGAAAGCAUUAAACGAGAAUUUUUACCUGAAUACUUCCAUUAAGUCAAACGGUAGUUUUAGCACUUAGAUAAUACUGUAUAUAUAAGAAAUGGAAAAGAAAAUAAAAGUAAAUGAUUUUGUGUGGGCAAAAAUGACAGGAUUUCCUCCAUGGCCUUCGGUAGUAGUUGAACCUGGUUCCAAUGUACCAGAAAAAUCUAGUUCUGAAAUGCACUGGAUUUAUUUUUUUGGUUCCCAUAAUUACGCUUGGGUGGAAGAUAUUCAUUUAAAGCCAUAUAAAAGUUAUAAAGAAAAAUAUACAUCUUUAUACAAGACAGUAUCUUUUAAAGAAGCUGUAGCAGAAAUAGAAGAAAUAUCGGAUGAAUUACAAAAAGACCCAAAUUAUGUGUGGCCCAUGAAGUCAUUUGAAUGGAAAGAAAAGAUUACAUCAAAAAGAGUUAAAGAAUCUAGUGUAGGUAACCCAAAGAAGAAAUUGAAGCAAGCAUCGUAUCAUAUUAGAGAUGCUGAUUUGUCAACAUCACAGUUUAACUUGUCAUAUGAUAUCAGUACAAAUAACAUAACAACCUCAGAUUUAUCAUUUGGGGUGUUAGGCAUAGGAAUAAUCGGUAGUAGAAUUGUAAAGAACUUAAUAAGGUCAGGACAUAAAGUCAAUAUAUGGAACAGAACUACUAAAAAAUGCACCGAUCUUGAAAAACAGCUAGAAAUGAGUUCAGACGGAGUAGGACAGUUAAAAACAUUUCUUAAUCCUCGAGCGGUUAUGCAAAACUCCGAUAUCGUCCUAAAUUGUGUCUCUGAUUGUAGUGUGUCAAAGAAAAUUAUUCAGAACUAUUUUGGAAUCAACAACUCGUCUGAUAAAAUUUUGAAAGAAAAAGGAUUUGUGGAGAUAACAAGUAUUGAUCCAGAGACAUCAAAAGACAUAAGGGACAUGAUAGAAAUGAAAGGUGGAAGAUACUUAGAAGCACAAAUUCAAGGGAGUAAAAAAGAAGCAGCUGAAGGCAAAUUGGUUAUUCUUACGGCAGGAAACAGAUCCCUCUUUUUUGACUGCCAGUCCUGCUUUGAAGCGAUAGGAAAAUCUGCAUAUUUUUUAGGAGACGUUGGUUAUGCUACAAAAAUAAAUUUAAUCCUGCAGUUGAUAAAAGGCGUAUGUCUGGCGGGUUUAGCUGAAGGAUUUGCAUUGGCUGAAAGAUGUGGGAUUUCAUUUGACAGUGUUCUAAUGGUAUUUAAAGAUUCAAAUCUAGCCAGUGACUAUUUACUUGGAAAGGCUGACGUUAUUAGAAAUAAGAACUUCAACGAUGUGGAGCAGUCACUGCAAAACACGCAAAAAGAUAUGUAUCUCGGCCUCGAGUUAUCAAACAAAAUUGGACAACCCAUGGAACUAGCAUCCGUUGCUAACGAAAUUUUUAAACAUUGUCGAAGGUUCGACUUAAGUGAGAAGGAUGCUUCUUCUAUUUACAUGCGAACCAGGUUUUGAUCCUUUAUACCUCACACAAUGUUAUUUAUUACAUAUUCAUGUUUGUGUAAUUUUAAGUAAAUAGUUUUUUCUUGAAAAAAGGCGUGUUAAUUCCUUUAAGUACAUUUUAAGUGUUCUGUGUAAAAUUUAUUUUGAAACUAUAUUUUUUUACAAUUUUUUAUUUAUAAUUUCAGUCCCAUUUGUAAUGGUCUUUAAACUUGAAAUUUGUUUAGUUUCACAAUAAAUUUUUUUAGCUGUCGAAUAAUACACUGCUGCGAAAGUCGAAAUUAAUAUCUCAAGUUUUUUAUUUAAAACAAUCCAGUUUUGAUACAAAUGAUUGGAGCUUUGUUAGAUUAAGAAAAUAAAAUUCCUACAUGAAGAAAAUUAAAUUAAAUUACAUUGUUACUAAGUAACAAACAAUUAAAUAGGACAUGAAUAGGACAUUUUUUG
This is a messenger RNA of Anoplophora glabripennis (Asian longhorned beetle), 2054 nucleotides long. RefSeq names its product putative oxidoreductase GLYR1 homolog. The record is from RefSeq and is a predicted model, not a curated record. Gene Ontology annotation, molecular function: NADP binding; oxidoreductase activity, acting on the CH-OH group of donors, NAD or NADP as acceptor; NAD binding. NCBI's taxonomy places the organism in Eukaryota, Metazoa, Arthropoda, Insecta, Coleoptera, Cerambycidae. The coding region runs from base 246 to 1625 and encodes 459 amino acids. The transcript has 2 exons.